Drosophila melanogaster (fruit fly) is the source of this 1892-nucleotide messenger RNA. RefSeq lists its product as uncharacterized. Gene Ontology annotation, cellular component: membrane. NCBI's taxonomy places the organism in Eukaryota, Metazoa, Arthropoda, Insecta, Diptera, Drosophilidae. The record is from RefSeq and is marked reviewed. The transcript has 3 exons. The coding region runs from base 814 to 1260 and encodes 148 amino acids.
AAUCUAAUGAUGCUGGGCAUUAAGAUACAGAUGGAAAUUCGAAUGCACAGUGGUCCAAAAAGGGCCCAACCUCAAACUGCAUGUCACAAGCAAUGCCAGUCAUAAAAGCUCGGCACUUCACACGACUAAAAAAGCUUUGCUCACCCAGUAACCGGUCACCUUGCCUUAUGAAUAUACAUAUAUUUAAUAUAUCCCUGGAGGUCAGUGAGUCACACCGUGUUAGAUUCACCCCUUGACAUCCCCCGAACGAAAAUUAGUAUAAUGUAACGAAGAAGCAUUCACAAUGAACAGACCCCCAAAACUACAGUUAGUAAGACAAGUUAAUAUGGUUUAUUCAUUUAUUGGAAAUUACAGCUUUCUUAAACUAAUAAUCCUAUUUUUUAUAAAUACCCAGCUAAAGCUAAUCUCCUUAAUAUUUAUAGUUUCAUUAGAUACCAUUUGAGUAGAUAACACAAUUUGUACACAAUAUGUACUACAUUUCCUGAUCGUUUCGUCCCACUGUGCCAUGUGUUGCUCGCUCUCUGUCUCUCUCUCUCUCUCUCUCUCUCUCUCUCUCUUUCGCCCGCUGCUUCUCUCGCUCUCGCAAUUGUAGUUUUAUUCGCCGAGUGUAACGAUGGGAGAAUUCUGAGUAUUUGUGUUGUUUGUAUUACUUCAGUGGCAUUCUGUGCGUGCUGGCGAGCGCAAUAUGAAUUAGUCAGCGGCGCUUCGCUACAUUUGCUACAUUGGCUUUAAUCGCUCGUUUCUGAGGCAUCUAUUCGGCUGGACAAUCUGGAUUAACUGCAUCCAAAACGUAUAUAUCUUGUAUUGGCCGCGAUGUCGUUGACGGGAACCCAGGACUACGAUCGCAAAUACCUGCUCAGCAUGCCGGGCCUGUGCAAGCUGGCCUGUUUGCUGUGCAGCUUUGUUGGAAUAUUGUGCAUCAUCUGCGGACCGGUGCGCGUGAGCAAUUUCCGCGGCAGUUUCUACCUGGCCGUAGUCACCAUCGGAUUCGUGGCCACCGGCUGCCUGCUCCUGGCCAGGUAUCUCCGGUUGUGGCAGCGCCAGUUCUGCCGAUGCGAUCCCACGCUCUGGUCCCUGGCGGUGCACUCCUCAUUGGCCCUGGCCUACUUCACGGCCUCCGGACUCGUACUCUCCCUGGAUAUUGGAGCCUAUACGGCGGCGGCGUUCUUUGGCCUGACAGCAUUUUGCAUCAACGGACUGGAGGCCUAUGGAAACUAUCGGCGCAGUCGCCAGCGGGAGGUGGCCACCCAAACGAUAUAGACUUGGUUUCAGGUGCACGAACCCAGCUUUUGGUGGCUCUUACUACGUUAGGCUUACUCUGUGUGUGUAUCUGUGUGAGAGCGAGUAUCUGUGUGCGAACGAGUAUCUGUGUGAGUGCCAGUGCGUGCGCGUGUGUGUGAGUUUGUUUUGAGAGAGCGAGUAUCGCUUGCGUUUGCUUGAAGCAUUUAAGUCUGAAGUUUGAAAUUGUGGCAAGCUUUUGUCGCGGGAACAGUUACCGUAUGUGUUAUCUAAUAGUCGCUAGAUAUAGGUCAAGAAGUGAAGAAGAUAAAGCCAGUCGAUCGCAGCAAUAACGUAGAUAUAAUAGCGAACAGAAAGCGAGAGAAAACCACUAACAAGAGAGCAAAUUCCAAAGAGAUAAGUUGUAUUGUGCCUUCUGGCUCUGCUUCUUCCCUUCUUCUGAUAACUGGUUAACAAUGCGUGAAUAUAUAUGUACAUAUAUAUACCCGAUUUUUUUUUUACUUUUAUUAAGUACAUAGUAUUUGUGUGUCUCAAGUGAAUAUACAUUGAAGUAGUUAGUUUUUAGCACAAUGCUUUUCAUGACCACUGAAUUGUUGUAUUUAUAAACAAAUAAAUCGUUUGCAAUGGAAGAAUAAAACAAAAAUACAUAAAUG